GAACCCCUGGGUCAGGCCACAUCAUUGAGGCUGCAGAAUCUCUCCUCAUAGCCCACCCCACCUCUAUGCAGUUGUCCUGGUUGAAGCCUCCAGACGCCUUCCCAGCUUCUGGGAAAAGUGGAGCUGUUGGCAAGACAGACGGAGAGUUGAAGCCCAGAGGGGACAUGCCUGCUGAUGUGAAUUUAUCCCAGAGGCCCCAGGUCCUGGGUCCAGAAGAGCAGGAUGGCUCAUGCGAGAAAUCAGUGUCGUUAGAGGACGUGACCGUGGACUUCAGCAGGGAAGAGUGGCAGCAACUGGAUCCUUCCCAGAGACACCUAUACCAGGACGUGAUGCUGGAGAUCUGUAACCACCUCAUCUCAGUGGGGUAUCACAUUCCCAGCCCAGAAGUCAUCUUCAGGAUAGUAAAAGGACAGGGGCAAUGGAUGGGGGAGGCUGAACUACCACAUCAGAGGUGUCAAGAAGGGAAGUUUGGGCUUGAAACCCCACAACAGGAAAUUCCUGAGAAAGCUUCGUUUCAAAAGGAUAUAGUGGGUGAAGUCACAAGAGAUGGUUCAUGGUGCUCCAUUUUAGAAGAACUGUGGCAGGAUGCUGACCAUACAAAGAGAGAUCAGCAAAAUCAAAUCCAACCCACGCGUCAUGGUGCUGUCUUCAACAAGAAAACAUUGAACACAGAGAGAGAUUGUGACUAUAAGGACGCUGGGAAAAUCAUUCACAUGAGGCCCCACCGUGUUUCUUCACAAAGAUCUCAGAAAUGUUGCUCAUUUGAAAAGAGUUUGAAGCCUAACCCAAAAGUAAAUGGUCAAAAUCAAAGCAAUGCCACAAUACAGCUUGAUGACAUUGUUGAAUCUGAUCAGCUUUUCACUCAUAGCUCUUCUGUUGCUUACAGCAAGAAUAUUCAUACAGGAGAGAAAUUCUGCAAAGGUAAUCAGUGUAGAAAAGUCUGUGGCCAUAAACAGUCAUUUACACAACACCAAAGUCAUGCUCAGGAGAAACUGAGUGAAUGUACUGAAUGUGGGAGGGUCUUCACCCAGAAAUCACACCUCCUCACCCAACAGAGAAUGCAUGGUGCAAAAUAUCUCCAUGAAUGCAGCAAAUGUGGAAAAGCCAUCACCCCACAACCAAAACUCAGUGUAUAUCUGACAGAUCAUACAGGUAAUGUACCCUAUAUAUGUCAGGAAUGUGGGAAGGUCUUCAUUCAGAAAUCAGAACUGAUAACACACCAGAAAACUCACACUAGAAAGAAGCCCUAUAAAUGCCAUGAGUGUGGAAAAGCCUUUUUCCAGAUGUUAUCUCUCUUAAGACAUCAGAGAACUCACAGUAGAGAAAAACUCUAUGAAUGCAGUGAGUGUGGCAAAGGCUUUUCCCAGAACUCGACCCUCCUUGUACAUCAGAAAAUUCAUACUGGUGAGAGACAGUAUGCAUGCAGUGAAUGUGGGAAAGCCUUCACCCAGAAGUCAGCACUCAGCUUGCACCAGAGAAUCCACUCGGGGCAGAAGUCCUAUGUGUGUAUUGAAUGUGGGCAGGCCUUCAUCCAGAAGGCACACCUGACUGUUCAUCAAAGAAGUCACACUGGAGAGAAACCUUAUCACUGCCACAACUGUGGGAAAUCCUUCAUCUCCAAGUCACAACUUGAUAUACAUCACCGAAUUCAUACAGGGGAGAAACCUUACGAAUGCAGUGACUGUGGAAAAACCUUCACCCAAAAGUCACACCUCAAUAUACACCAGAAAAUUCAUACUGGUGAAAGACACCACGUAUGCAGUGAGUGUGGGAAAGCCUUCAACCAGAAGUCAAUACUCAGCAUGCAUCAGAGAAUUCACACCGGAGAGAAGCCUUACAAAUGCAGUGAAUGCGGGAAAGCCUUCACUUCUAAGUCUCAAUUCAAAGAGCAUCAGCGAAUUCACACAGGUGAGAAGCCCUAUGUAUGCACUGAAUGUGGGAAGGCAUUCAACGGCAGGUCAAAUUUCCAUAAACAUCAAAUAACUCACACUAGGGAGAGACCUUUUGUCUGUUACAAAUGUGGGAAGGCUUUCGUCCAGAAAUCAGAGUUGAUUGCCCAUCAAAGAACUCACAUUGGAGAGAAACCUUAUGAAUGCCGUGACUGUGGGAAAUCAUUCAGUAAGAAACCACAGCUCAAGGUGCAUCAGCGGAUUCACACGGGAGAAAGACCUUAUGUGUGUUCUGAAUGUGGGAAGGCCUUCAACAACAGGUCGAAUUGCAAUAAACACCAAACAACUCAUACCAGAGAUAAAUCUUACAAACGCAGUUAUUCUGUGAAAGGCUUUACCAGGAAAUCAAUUCCUAGUGCAUCAGCAUAUUCAUAAAUGAAAGAUACUCCCUGAGUUUCUUGAUAAGAGUCAGAUCUAAUUGUGAUAGAUUCAUGCUUCAGAAAUUCUGGAAAUGCUUUUCAUAUAUAAACACAUCAUAAAGUCACACAUUAUUUUACAUGAGGGAAAUUACCUAGAAAAGAAUUUCGAAGAAUAAGUGGAAGUGUCCUUAAUUUGUACUAGCCUCAUUAAGUGUUAGAAAUUUCAUCCUGAGAAGAAACCCUGACUAAUAUGCGUUGAGAAAAGCCUUUCUACAGAAAAUGGUACAAGACAGAUUAUUGCCAGAUUAUUUAUAGGAAAGU
Molecule: messenger RNA, 2629 nt
Organism: Propithecus coquereli (Coquerel's sifaka)
Lineage: Eukaryota; Metazoa; Chordata; Mammalia; Primates; Indriidae
Gene: ZNF175
Product: zinc finger protein 175
Exons: 4
Coding region: 66-2324 (752 amino acids)
Biological process (GO): regulation of DNA-templated transcription
Cellular component (GO): nucleus
Source: RefSeq, a predicted model, not a curated record